Molecule: messenger RNA, 1685 nt
Organism: Durio zibethinus
Lineage: Eukaryota; Viridiplantae; Streptophyta; Magnoliopsida; Malvales; Malvaceae
Cellular component (GO): cytoplasm
Molecular function (GO): protein-lysine N-methyltransferase activity
Source: RefSeq, a predicted model, not a curated record
AUAAGAUGACUUAAAUAGCAUAUCUCACCAAGAACUGAAAAUUACUAAAAGAACGCUUCAGAAAAAGAAUCUCUCAAAAUCUCUUAAUCUUCUUCUUUCCUUCAACAAGAACAAAGUCGUAACUCGCAAACCCAUCAACUCUCAGUCUUUCUGCACUAACGAAUUAACCCAAAUUUCUUCUUUUUUUUUUUUUAAAUAAAUACCUUGAAAGCCAUGGCGGGAAUCCGAUUGGCGCCCGAAGAGUCACCGGACCCAACCCAGCAACAUCCGCCGUCGCAGCAACAGCUGCAGACCGGUCGAGAAGUGGCGUCCGACGACGAACGUUCGGUGGCUGCGGAUUCCUGGUCUAUAAAGAGCGAUUACGGAAGCACACUUGACGAUGAGCAGCGCCACGCUGAUGCCGCCGAAGCCCUCUCCUCCGCUGCCAAUUUCCGUGCCGCCUCCGAUUACAGUUCUGACAAGGAUGAACCAGAUGCUGAUGCAAUGACAUCAAUGCUUGGUCUUCAGAGUUAUUGGGAUGGUGCAUAUGCAGAUGAGCUGGCGAAUUUUCGUGAACAUGGCCAUGCUGGUGAAAAUUGGUUUGGAGCUGAUGUCAUGGAGACUGUUACUUCUUGGACCAAAAGCUUGUGUAUUGAUAUUUCUCAAGGUCACAUGCCAAAUCAUGUUGAUGAGCCCAAGCCUGAGCCUGUUGAACAGGGAGAUAAAUAUUUGUCUUGCUGGAGUGUACUAGACGUUGGCACUGGCAAUGGUCUGCUCCUUCAGGAACUUGCUAAGCAAGGGUUCACAGAUUUGACGGGAACAGAUUAUAGUGAAGGGGCGAUUGACCUUGCUCGGAGCCUUGCUGACCGAGAUGGAUAUUCAAACAUCAAGUUUCUGGUUGAUGAUAUUCUUGAGACUAAGUUGGAAAGGCAGUUUCAACUUAUAAUGGAUAAGGGGACUCUUGAUGCCAUUGGCUUGCAUCCUGAAGGGCCUAUCAAAAGGAUCAUUUAUUGGGAUUCAAUUUCCAAGUUGCUGGCCCAUGGUGGAGUAUUAGUGAUUACAUCUUGCAACCAUACAAAAGAUGAAUUGGUGCAAGAGGUGGAAAAUUUCAAUCAAAGAAGUAUUGCAAUGCCCCAAGAGUCAAAUACAAUCAAGGACCAAGAAACACAGAGAGACCGUUCCCCAUUCCAAUAUCUGAACCAUGUUAGGACUUAUCCAACAUUCAUGUUUGGCGGAUCUGUGGGAUCACGUGUUGCCACUGUUGCAUUUCUACAUAACUAAAAUCGAAGCUUAGGUCUUUGUUAAGGGUUUACACUUGUCAUUUGUUGUGGUUGAAAUGGGCAGGUGCGUUCAUACAAAAUGGCACUGGAUAGAUAUUGACAUUUUAAACUUCAGAUAUCAUAUUCUUCCUCUAGGAUAGGAUGCUCUUUUAUGUUUUUUCCACAAAAGUUACUGGUGUAGCUGGUGGUGAGAUUAUCCUAGGCAAUUUAGUACCAUACUUUGUUUAAUGUUAUCCGAUUGGGUUCCUGAUUAUGCCUUCUAGCUUGCAUGGAGCCGCCAUGGUGGUUCAUGUGCUUCUCUUGCUUGUUUGGUUUCUUGACUGUUUAAUGCAGAAGUAGAAACAUUAGACAAUGGAAUUGAUUGCAACAUUUUCAGUGUUUCAUUUCCUAUUUGUAGUGAAUGGCUUAUCCUCCAUAGCUGAAUGG